Molecule: messenger RNA, 1104 nt
Organism: Vigna unguiculata (cowpea)
Lineage: Eukaryota; Viridiplantae; Streptophyta; Magnoliopsida; Fabales; Fabaceae
Gene: PSF1
Product: partner of SLD five 1
Biological process (GO): DNA replication; DNA strand elongation involved in mitotic DNA replication
Cellular component (GO): GINS complex
Source: RefSeq, a predicted model, not a curated record
UUUUUUUGGCGGUUAUGAACUUCAACAAUUUUUACAUUUUCGUUUUCCCUCUCAAUUAUACUGUGCACUGAAUCUUCUUCGCAUUUCAAUCCAAUUCCACCUCUCCCUCUCGUCACCACCGCACACCGCCUCACUUCUGCGUCUCGCUUUCAACACCGGCGCGCCGCACCACUUCUUCGUCUUAGAUUCAAUCGUCUCCCUCCCAGGACCAACGUCUUCCUCUCUCUCUAUAUCAGAGGUGAAGUUCUUGAACAGUGAACAAAGGCUGUGUAGUGGAAGUUUGAGCUUUGAACAUGUAUGGGAGAACAGCUUGCCAACUUGUGAAAGAAUUUGCAAGCGGAGAUAAGGGCCAGCUUGUGUCAUUCAAUAGUGACUUGUUUCAACAAGUAGUUGCAGAAUGCAGUCAACAUCACCUUGAACUGCAGUCCCUGAUAAGGAAGAUACAGGAAGAAGGUUUGGAUAUCCAAACAGCAAGAAAUGCAGAUCACUACGGAGCUCUUAUCCAUCAUCUUGCUUUAGUCCGAAAUAAACGUUGCCUAAUGGCUUAUGUGUAUAAUAGAGCGGAAAUUAUUCGGAACUUAUUAUGGAAGAUAGGGCAUGUGCUUCCUCAAGAAAUUGAAGAGAAGCUUUCACAUGCGGAGGAAGAACAUUUCAAGAAGCAUUCUACAGCAUUGAAAUCUUAUAUGUCGAAAGUGAUGGUUGAUCUGACUGUGGACAUGGUACCACCAAAAGAUCCUUACAUCAAAGUAAGGGUUCUCGAUGACAUUGGAGACGGCAUUCUACUUAGUGAUGAUAAGACUGCAAAUUUUGCCUGCCAUUCAAUGCAUCUUCUGAAGCGAACUGAUGCUGAGCAAUUUAUCUCACGGGGCCAAAUGGAGGAACUAUCUGGUUGAACCUUGUAGGCUUUUACCAAGAGGAUAUGUAUAUGAGAAGACCAUUCCAAAGUUGAUACGGAUUAUGUAAUAUUUUUCAAAUUUUUCUUUCAAUUUCGCAAGUGUUAGAUUAAGAACAAAGGUCAAAAGUUUAUUUAUUUGUGUUUCAAAAUACAUUUCCAAAUAACAAAAAUGUAUUGAGUUAUACUAAUGCAAAAAUGUAAUAUAUUAU